GCGGGUUGAUUCGUCCUUCCUCCAGCCGCGAGUGUUUGCUCGCAGCUCGGAAAUGGCGGGAUUUGGUGCUAUGGAGAAAUUUUUGGUUGAAUAUAAGAGUGCAGUGGAGAAAAAACUGGCAGAGUACAAAUGUAAUACCAAUACAGCAAUUGAACUAAAAUUAGUUCGUUUUCCUGAAGAUCUUGAGAAUGACAUAAGAACUUUCUUUCCUGAAUAUACCCAUCAACUCUUCGGGGAUGAUGAAACUGCUUUUGGUUAUAAGGGUCUGAAGAUCCUGUUAUACUAUAUUGCUGGCAGCCUGUCAACAUUGUUCCGUGUUGAAUAUGCAUCUAAAGUUGAUGAAAACUUUGACUGUGUAGAGGCAGAUGAUGUUGAGGGGAAAAUUAGACAGAUUAUUCCACCUGGAUUUUGCACAAAUACGAAUGAUUUUCUUUCUUUGCUGGAAAAAGAAGUUGACUUCAAGCCAUUUGGAACUUUACUCCAUACAUACUCUGUUCUCAGUCCUACAGGAGGAGAAAACUUUACCUUUCAGAUAUAUAAGGCUGACAUGACAUGUAGAGGCUUUCGAGAAUAUCAUGAAAGGCUUCAGACCUUUUUGAUGUGGUUUAUUGAAACUGCUAGCUUUAUUGACGUGGAUGAUGAAAGAUGGCACUACUUUCUAGUAUUUGAGAAGUAUAAUAAGGAUGGAGCUACGCUCUUUGCGACCGUAGGCUACAUGACAGUCUAUAAUUACUAUGUGUACCCAGACAAAACCCGGCCACGUGUAAGUCAGAUGCUGAUAUUGACUCCAUUCCAAGGUCAAGGACAUGGUGCUCAACUUCUUGAAACAGUUCAUAGAUACUACAUUGCAUCUCCUUCUGUUCUUGAUAUUACAGCGGAAGAUCCAUCUAAAAGCUAUGUGAAAUUAAGAGACUUUGUACUUGUGAAGCUUUGUCAAGAUUUGCCUUGUUUUUCUCGGGAAAAGUUAAUGCAAGGAUUCAAUGAAGAUAUGGCAAUAGAGGCACAACAAAAGUUCAAAAUAAAUAAGCAACAUGCUAGGCGGGUUUAUGAAAUUCUACGACUACUGGUGACUGACAUGAGUGAUGCUGAACAAUACAGAAGUUAUCGACUGGAUAUUAAAAGAAGAUUAAUUAGUCCUUAUAAGAAAAAGCAGAGAGAUCUUGCUAAGAUGAGAAAAUGUCUCAGACCGGAAGAAUUGACAAACCAGAUGAAUCAAAUAGAAAUAAGCAUGCAACAUGAACAGCUGGAAGAAAGCUUUCAAGAACUUGUAGAAGAUUACAGACGUGUUCUUGAACGCCUUGCUCAAGAGUAGAGUAUAUUGUUCUGUACAAGAAAUUUGAAGUUUUCUGUACAUUGUGUUGUGGAAAAUUCAGCGAUGACUUUAAUUUUUAGAUCUUGUAACAUUUUGCUUACAUUAAAAGUUAUCUUUAGUUGAAUA
This is a messenger RNA of Suncus etruscus (white-toothed pygmy shrew), 1438 nucleotides long. It is a transcript of the gene HAT1, whose product is annotated as histone acetyltransferase 1. Bases 53 to 1312 code for a protein of 419 amino acids. Gene Ontology annotation, molecular function: histone H4 acetyltransferase activity; histone binding. Gene Ontology annotation, biological process: subtelomeric heterochromatin formation. Lineage: Eukaryota; Metazoa; Chordata; Mammalia; Eulipotyphla; Soricidae. The transcript has 11 exons. The record is from RefSeq and is a predicted model, not a curated record. Gene Ontology annotation, cellular component: nucleus.